[Torrubiella] hemipterigena is the source of this 3746-nucleotide messenger RNA. NCBI's taxonomy places the organism in Eukaryota, Fungi, Ascomycota, Sordariomycetes, Hypocreales, Clavicipitaceae. The record is from the annotation of a GenBank genome assembly.
GUGGUGUUGUCUACUUCUAGUGACGGUCUUCUCUGAUACAUCUCUUAGGUGGUCCUAUGACGAAUAAACGGUCGAUGACCUGUCACGAGGAGUGACGCAUUAGCUCAACACCUCACUUUUGCAGCUGCAGCAGCUUCCACCACAACAGCGAUUAAAUAGACAAACAAAUACUCGAUAAUGGAAGCGGCAUUUGCAAAUAUAGAACUCGGACGAUAUAGGAAGAUUAUUCAGACAUUCUGGGACCCCUCACCGGUCAACGACGCCCAGGCAGACGUCCCAGUAUGGUGUCUCGGGCGGCAGUACCAGCUAGCGGAGGCGGAAGCCGAAGACGAGGAGCAGCAGCAACAACGGCACAAGGACGAGGAAAAGACAGAAGAGAAUAAAAACGGACAGACGGAGAAUAUCGAACAUGAUACCGUACCGUCAACAGCGGUGGCGGAGAACAACUGGCCACCCAGAUUCAUCCACGACUUCGAAUCACGCUUCUGGAUGACAUACCGAAGCGACUUCCCACCUAUUCCUCGAACAAAAGACUCGCCCAACGCUAAAAACCAACCGAUAACUCUACGAAUACGACAGCAUCUCAGCGACCCUACACAUUUAACGUCGGACGCAGGCUGGGGAUGCAUGAUCCGGUCCGGCCAGAGCUUGCUGGCAAACGCCACCGCCAUGGUGCGCCUAGGCAGAGACUGGAGACGAGGCGAGCAAGCAUCCACAGAAAAACAGAUUAUAUCCCUUUUUGCAGACGACCCGGCCGCGCCAUACUCUAUACAUAACUUUGUGCAGCAUGGUGCAAAGGCGUGCGGCACACAACCCGGCGAAUGGUUUGGCCCAUCCGCCACCGCAAGUUGUAUCCACGCAUUGGUAAAUGGCCAACAGCAGGGCCUACGCGUCUAUUCGACAGGCGACGGGCCCGACGUCUACGAGGACGCGUUUAUGAAGGUAGCCAAGGGAAAUGAUGACGGCCAGUUCCACCCGACGCUAAUCCUUGUUGGAACGCGCCUGGGCAUCGACAAGAUUACGCCGGUGUACUGGGAGGCCGUAGCGGCCGCGCUGCAAAUGCCACAGUCGGUAGGCAUUGCUGGUGGCCGGCCAUCCUCUUCACACUACUUUGUAGGCACGCAAGGGUCCUUUAUGUUUUACCUCGACCCACACCAUACUCGGCCCGCGCUGCCAUACCACGCAGACACGGCGGCGUACUCUGCCGACGAGGUGGACUCGGCGCACACGUCGCGGCUGCGCAGGAUUCAUAUCCGCGAGGUCGACCCCAGCAUGCUGGUCGGCUUUUUAAUACAGGACCAGACGGAUUGGGAGGACUGGCGGCGCGCGGUCAAGCAUGUCCAGGGGAAGGCUAUUAUUCAUGUAGCGGACCGCGAGCCGUUGCCGCAUGACCUGUGGCGCGAUGAUAGUCUCUUGGACGAGGUCGAGACCAUGAGCGAGGAGGAAGAGCCAGAUGGUGUUGCCGUUGCUGCUGCGGCGCCAGAGCAUUCGUAGAGAAAAAACAAUGUGCAUUCGUAAAUGUGUCGCUCGCUAGUGUCACGUGGCUCGAGGCGAAAUGAAUAGAAAUUUCGGCAUUAAAUUGGUGGUUCAUAUCCACAGUUGGUGAAGAUGUUGAUCCAGGUGCAAGUUGUACGGGUUGCUGAAUGAGCCUGGUAGUUGAAAAACAGCGUUUGGUGCACACUUGGGGUAGAAUUGAACAACACCAUACAUUAUCAUGACAUCAGAAUGGGUUAAUAGAAGAAGAUUAUUCAGAAUAUUAAAUUUUCAUAUUCACAUUUAAAUUCUAUACUUUUGCUUUUUGUCAUCAUUCGUAUAGGUUAGCUGUAGUGCCCACGCGCCCACAUCGCGACCCGGCGCGUCAAACCAACCCAUGUGGAUCAUCCAUUUGCACCACUGCCUGAGCAUGGUGUGCAGUACUCAGGUCUACCGUCCCUUUUUGCCCUUUUUGGACGACCCUCGCUCCGAGGAGACUAGAGCUGCAUGGCCCUCCUCCUUGAUAUGGACAAAGAGCUUUGUCCGCGAAGGGAACAUGGCCUUGCAUACCGUGCAGGGAUGCUGAAGACAGUUAGUUGAUGAUAAGGGAACAAACGGUAAUUUCACCGUACCCCGUCCGGUAUGGCCGCCGCCGCAGCCUUUCUCUCUCUCUUGGCCUUGGCUUUGCCAAUCUUCUUGACUGGCGCGCUGUCGGGCUGCUGGUUUGCGGCGUCAGAUGCCGUGGCAUCUCUGUCAGACACAGCGUCGCCGUCGGACGUUGGCGUGUCUACUGCCGAUUUCACAGGCUCAUCUAUUUGGAUAUACUCGUCCGCGUCAUCCUGUAGUGUCAUGGAGCUCAUAUCGUUGAGCUCAUCUACCGCGACACUCCCCUCCACUCGUGUAUCAGCUUCAUCGUCUAUAAUCUCGAAAUGCGGCGAUCCUGUCGCUGGGGUAUCAUCCUUGCCAGCACCAUUCUCCGGCAAAUCCAAGUCAAUGCCCUCCUUUCUCAUCUGGCGCUGGAUAUCCUGCACAGCCUUGAUAUGCUUCUUGCUCCGCUCAUGUGCCUCGAGCUGCUUCUCACUCUUGAAUGUCUUGUCGCAAAAGACGCACUCGAGAAUCUCCACGACAGACUCGGCAUCCGACUCGUCAUAAUGGUACUCGGCGCUAUCUCUAUCCCUAGUCUCGGGCUGCAUCCAGCUGGGUAGCUCGUAGUUUUCAGCUUGUUGCUGGUUCGCUGCGCGUGAUCGGGCGGCUUGUGCGGCGGCCGCGUUGCGACUGGCGGCUUGUCUCUCGGACUCGGUCUGCGAGUUGGCCGUGUAUCGUGGAUCGCGCUUCCUGACAAAGGAUACUAGGAAGCGGACUGUCUGGUUGAACUCCUGGAUGCCCUCCUCCCGGAACUUGCUGUUUUCCUUUUCCAUGUAGCGGCGGGUUCGGCGGUCCGGCGCAUCGCCAAGUCGGUACUUGUCUUUCCAUGUAAACCGCUUCCGUGUGGCGAAUGCGGCCCAGGACUUGUAAAAGAGCUUGACCACUGUCUCGAAAUCGUCGUCAGAUUGUCCAAAGGUGGGAUAGUCGGGUAAAUCGGUGCCUUCAGCUUCGGCGGCCGCUUCUUCCUCCAGAGCUAGGUGCUCAAACAUUUCCCGGAGGAUACCGUAGAAGCCCGUGGGCUCGUCGUUGAAUUUGACAUUUGCGUUGAACCGGCCGACCAGGUUCAUAAUCUCCUCGGCCGAUGUGAGUCGAACGUUGCGGUACGUUGUCGGCGCCUGGCUCGGUUCGUCGUCUCCGCGGAGGAUGACAUCUUUGUGCGAAUCAUACCAUGAUCGUUCUUGGGGGUCGGAUAAUAUUUCGUACGCAGACUGGAGAUCUGCAAACUUUUUUGUUGCUUCUUCUACGUCGCCAAAGUUUCGAUCGGGAUGCAGUUCUAGGGCCUUUUUGCGAUAUGCCUUUUUAAUUCUGAAAUCAUGUCUCGUCUUAGCCCACGAACGUGUGUGUCUCAUACAGGCUUAUGGCCACUAUCACUGUAGCAGUAGUACUCACUCGACAUCUGUUGCAUCCUCUGCUACGCCGAGAAGCUCAUAGUAACAUAUUUUUUGCGGCUCAUCAGACGACCCCGCGCCGCUAUUAGCAGACUGGGACUGUCCCAUGGUGGUCGAUACCGCUCUCUAUUCCCGGUGUAAAUAAAUGUUACUGUAUGAAAAAACAAGCAAACCACAGCUCUCUCCACAGAAAAGGGAAUAAUCAAUCCGGCUCCCCGUUUUAUUUGUUCCCGGCCAGGC